Molecule: messenger RNA, 2562 nt
Organism: Prunus armeniaca (apricot)
Lineage: Eukaryota; Viridiplantae; Streptophyta; Magnoliopsida; Rosales; Rosaceae
Source: the annotation of a GenBank genome assembly
AUGUCGUUUGGAGGCAAUGGAGAGAUGGAGUCGCUGGACUUGCCGGAGUGCCCGGUGUGUUUGCAGAACUACGACGGCGAGUACACAAUUCCGCGCGUACUCUCCUGCGGUCACUCGGCGUGCGAGGCCUGCCUGGUCAGGCUUCCCGAGCGCUACCCUGAGACUAUUCGCUGCCCGGCGUGCACCCAACUCGUCAAGUACCCCCCACUGGGCCCCACCGCUCUGCCCAAGAACAUCGACCUCCUCUCCUUCUCCCUCUCCCUAAACCCUGACCCUAAUUCUCGCAGUUCCCAAAAUCCCCAAAAACAAUCCACCGAUGGAGUAUGUAAAUUCCUGCCUCGCAUUUGGUCCGAUGAGUUUUAUGACACCUGGAAGGAGUGGGUGCUUCCGAACGACGCCCUAUCGGUGGAAACAGAAGUUGGUGAUGUAACAAGAGAUGGGCUCUGUACUGUGUUGAAAGGAAGAACUGGUUCAGGUUCUGGUUUUGGUUUGGGGUCGGGUCGGGUUUGGUUUAGAGAGGAUCAGAGUGUGAGCUUUGUUCAGGUUGGUUCAUUACCGAAUUUGGGUAGUUCUGGUUUUGAGUUUAGUUACAUUGCAAGGGUUAUGAAGUGUUUGAGUGGAAUGAGAGAGGGAGAGAGAAACGAAUUGGGUCUGUUGCUGAGAGCUUCUGUGAGACAGUGUAGGAAAGUAGGUAAAGUUUAUGGCUUGUGGGGUAAUUCGGAAGAUGGGUUUUUGUAUGUGGUGUGUGAGAGAAGAAAUGGGAGUUUUUCAGAGAAGUUGAAUGAGUUGAGAGAUGGGGAUGGUUUUGGUAAAGAUGGGUUGUCUGCUUUUGCAAUGAUUGCUAUGGAGGUGUGUGAGGCAGUGACUGGUUUGCACUCAGAGGGGUUUGCUUCUGGUUGUUUUGGUGUUUCAUGCUUUGGUUUCGAUGAAUUUGGUCACGUUUUUGUGGAUUUGAGUGAAGUCUUGGUGACAGGAAGGAAGGCUUGGAGAAGUGUUGUAGAUUCUGUUUCUGGUACAAUGGAAAUUGAUGCUGAACUAUUGGGAGUGACCUUUGGGAAGUUAUUGAAAGAUAACAUUUUCGUUAGCCCAGAGGUGUUGUUUGAGGCGUUGCAGAAAGAAGGCAUUGCAGUAGAAUGUGACAGCUCAAGAUAUCUGGUUGGAUAUGGCUCGGAUGUUUGUUCAUUAGCUUGUGUGUUGGUGAGGCUGCUUCUUGGAAAAGAAUUUAGUGAAGAGAUUGUGAAAACUAGUGAAAACCUUUUUCGUGAUCAUUCAACUUAUGCAAGCUGGAUUGAAAGAGUUAGUGCUUUGCUGGAGAUUAAAUUUGGUUCAGAAUAUGCAUCUCUGAAAGAGAAUCUUUGCAAUUGUUUGAAUUUCAAUCCAGAAAGUCGACCACUUGUGAUUGAUGUGAUGAAAUGCAUUAGGGAACUGAUUAUUAAACCUCAAUGUGAUAUCACGGCCAGUUUGGAUGGGGCAGUUAAGGACGAGAGCGCUAAUUGUUGCUUGAUUCUUGGGGAACUGUGUCAGAUACCCAAGCAAAUAUCAGAAACACAGAAAGAAAAUGAGUUGCAAGGAAGUAAAAUCAGUGGAGGAGCAGAUUUUGAUCAAGUUGGGGAUGAGAGGACUAACAAUGGCGUUGUUGAUGGCCUCGCAGAGGGGAAGGUCAAAUCUAAAGUUAUGCAGGGCCAUCGUGACUCCAUUACAGGAUUAGCUGUUGGAGGGGAACUUCUAUUUAGCUCCUCAUUUGAUAAAACCAUCCAUUUAUGGUCUUUACAGGACUUCUCUCAUGUGCAUACAUUUAAAGGUCAUGAGCAUGCCAUCAAGGCUCUCAUUUAUGUAGAUGAAGAGCAACCCUUGUGCAUCAGUGGUGACAGUGGAGGUGGCAUAUUUAUCUGGGGCGCAUGUACCCCUCUUGGGCAAGAGCCUUUAAAGAUAUUGUAUGAGGAGAAAGAUUGGCGCUUUAGUGGUAUUCAUGCCUUGGCCUCCAGAAAUGGAUAUGUUUAUACAGGCAGCGGAGAUAGAACAGUAAAAGCAUGGUCAGUACGGGAUGGCACCCUGUCAUGCACCAUGUCUGGUCAUAGAUCAGUAGUUUCAACACUUGCAGUUUGUGAUGGUGUUCUUUAUAGCGGAAGUUGGGAUGGAACCAUCCGAUUAUGGAGUCUUAGCGAUCACAGUCCUUUGACAGUACUAGAGGAAGACACAUCUGGAACUGUGACCUCUGUCUUAUCUCUUGCUGUUGACAGGCAUUUGCUUAUAGCAACCCAUGAAAAUGGAUGUGUAAAGGUCUGGAGGAAUGAUGUGUUCAUGAAAUCCAUUAAAAUGCACAAUGGUGCAGUAUUUGCUAGUGGCAUGGAAGGAAAAUGGCUUUUCACAGGAGGCUGGGAUAAAACUGUAAAUAUACAGGAAUUGUCUGGUGAUGAGAUUCAAAUAGAUAACAGGCCUGUUGGAUUUAUCCCCUGUGAUUCUGUCAUAACAACUUUGUUAAGCUGGCAAGGAAAGCUUUUUGUUGGACAUGCUAAUAGGAACAUCAUGGUGUUUUACUAUGGCGAAAUGACCAACCGUUAG